Paramisgurnus dabryanus is the source of this 2330-nucleotide messenger RNA. It is a transcript of the gene pigu, whose product is annotated as phosphatidylinositol glycan anchor biosynthesis, class U. The record is from RefSeq and is a predicted model, not a curated record. Gene Ontology annotation, cellular component: GPI-anchor transamidase complex; membrane. Gene Ontology annotation, biological process: attachment of GPI anchor to protein. Lineage: Eukaryota; Metazoa; Chordata; Actinopteri; Cypriniformes; Cobitidae.
CAUCGCGCUAGCAGGCUCAGUCCUCGCGACAAAGAUGGCGGCUCCUUUAACACUGCUGCUAAUAGUGGCUGUUACAAUAAGAGCUGUUUUGUUCCGAUCCACUUUGGCAGAAUUAAUUUCGGAGAGGGUUGAGGUGGUGUCGCCAUUGAAUGCGUGGAAACGAGUUGUGGAGGGUCUUGCCUUGUUGGAUCUGGGGGUCUCACCUUACUCAGGAGAUGUGUUUCAUGAAACUCCACUUAUCAUAUAUCUCUUUCAUUUUGUGGUCGACUAUGCAGAGAUCGUUUUCAUUAUAGCAGAUUGUAUAACAGCAGUGGCUCUAUAUCUGUCAAUCCAGACUUAUAAUAAGAAUGUGUUUAGAAAACAGAAGUACGCAUUGGAAUCGGAUCGGUAUCCACAUGACUGCCUGGAGCUUCUACGCUCGCCCAAAGAGAUGUUCUACAUCCCUCUCAAGGUUGCCAUGUUUUAUCUGUUAAACCCCUUCACUAUCCUGUCUUGUGUGGCGAAGUCGACAUGCGGAUUAAACAAUGCCGUUAUUGCGCUCUUCAUUCUCUGUACAUUAAAAGGUAGUGUCUUGUUGAGCGGGAUAUUUUUGGCAUUGGCCACAUAUCAGUCUAUCUAUCCUAUGACCCUGUUUGCUCCGGCUCUACUGUUUUUCCUGCAGAGGUUGUAUAUCCCGGUGAACCUGCAGAGAAGUAGCUUUUGGUUCUUCACGCUACAGUAUGUCUUCGUAUAUGUGGGCAGCUUGGUGGUCAUCACUGGACUCUCCUUUUUUCUUCUGGGCUCUUGGGAUUUCAUCCCUUCUGUUUAUGGAUUCAUUCUGUCCGUUCCAGAUCUUACUCCAAACAUCGGACUCUUCUGGUAUUUCUUCGCAGAGAUGUUCGAACACUUCCGUUACUUUUUCAUCUGCGUCUUCCAGAUCAACGUCUUUUUUUACACCAUCCCUCUUUCCAUUAAACUCAAGGAACAUCCAGUGUUCCUUAUAUUCAUGCAAAUUGCCGUCAUCUCCAUCCUUAAGUCGUACCCAACAGUUGGAGAUGUUGCUCUCUACAUGGCAUUUCUGCCAGCCUGGAAUCACCUCUAUAGAUUUUUAAGAAACAUCUUUCUGGUGUCAUGCGUGUUAUUGGCGUGCUCCGCUCUGUUUCCUGUACUUUGGCAUCUUUGGAUCUACGCUGGCUCUGCCAACUCCAACUUUUACUACGCCAUCACCUUGCUCUUCAAUGUUGGACAGAUCUUACUGGUGUCAGACUACUUCUAUGCCUACCUGCGUCGAGAACAUCACCUGACUCAUGGCCUCUACCUGAAGAAGAAGGACGGCACUGAAGCCACACUGGUGUUAAAAUGAACUUCAGUCAUCGGACUGAGCGAUCUCACCGUCUGCCUCACACUCCCAUGUUCCUAAUUUCUCUUCUUUCUUUAUUUAUUUUUCAUUCGCACUACUUUUUUCCCCCACUUCUAUUCGAUCCCAAUAUUCUGCUAUUUUAUUUGCACAUCGGAGAGUUUUACCUCAUGUUUGGAUAUGGGCGCUUCCACCUGGACCAAAGCUGUAAGAGACUUCAGAUUUCAGAUGAGGGUCUACAAUGUUUCUGCACCUAUGAAUGACAGAAAGGAUGUGCCAAGGUGUAUUUUCACAUUUGCAUAUUUUAUUUUUGCUUUAUUUGGUCGAUUUUGUCGUCUAUAAAAGUCCUAAUUCGAACAGUGAGGUUGUUUGGUACAUGUGCAGUUUGCAGACGCAGUCAACAGAGGGCAUAGCAUGAAUGUGCAAUGCUAACUCAGACUGAUUAAGGACCUUUAGACCCUUCGGUUUAUCAAACCGUCCAAUAUUAAGAGAUUAUUUACUCUGAAUACUCUUUCAUACGGUUAUUGCUUGACUCAUUAACAGAUUUUACAGUUUUGCCUCUCAGACAAAGAGUCAAAGGGAUACCUCAGCCAAAUAUCAAAAUUACCCCAUGAUUUACGCAAUCAUGCAUAUGUCCAUCAUCUUUUAGACAAGCACAUUUGGAGUUGUUUUUGUAAAUGUCCUUGCUUUACCAAGUUUAUAAUGGGAUUAAACAAGAAUCAGGGAACAACGUCUGAUGUUAAAAACCCCAAAAAAGUGCAUUCAUCCUUUACGGAAGUAAUCCACAUGGCUCCAAAGGGUUAAUAAAGAUCUUCUGAGAGUAAUUGAUGCGAUUUUGUAAGAAAAAUAUUCAGAUUUCAAACUUAAUAAACUUUAGUAACUAGCUUCCAGUAACGGCACUAUUUUGACCUCACGCGAGAGAUUUAGCGUAGCGAGUGUUCGUUGCCUUGGUUUGCCAGGGGAACAACUUCUGCCUUUAAAAGCCCAAAAAGUG